Molecule: messenger RNA, 1333 nt
Organism: Anguilla rostrata (American eel)
Lineage: Eukaryota; Metazoa; Chordata; Actinopteri; Anguilliformes; Anguillidae
Product: AP-3 complex subunit sigma-2-like
Exons: 6
Coding region: 273-851 (192 amino acids)
Biological process (GO): intracellular protein transport; Golgi to vacuole transport
Cellular component (GO): AP-3 adaptor complex; intracellular membrane-bounded organelle; membrane coat
Source: RefSeq, a predicted model, not a curated record
CCUCCUGCAUUGACUAAGCGGAAAGUAGGGUAGAGUCUGGGAAAUAAGACGAUACGAGACUGAAUAUCUGUCUGAAUGUUUGAAUAUCCAACGUUGUGACGACCGUUGCAUUGUAUCUCUAAACCCCGGGACAAAGCGGGGAAGGGUGUCCGAAUAUCUGUUGAAUAUCCAACUUGAAACCAACUUCACCUCGGUUGUAGCUCGCCAGCUGUAGCGGCAACGGUACACCUGGUUCCAUAAUCAGUUAACGAGAAGGUCGAUUACCGGCGAAUAUGAUCAAGGCAAUUUUAAUCUUUAAUAAUCAUGGGAAACCGCGACUCAUCAGGUUUUACCAGUAUUUUGCUGAAGAUAUGCAGCAGCAGAUUAUACGAGAGACCUUCCACCUUGUGUCGAAGAGGGAUGACAAUGUGUGUAAUUUCUUAGAGGGCGGAAGUUUGAUUGGUGGCUCUGACUACAAGCUGAUAUACAGACACUACGCCACGCUUUACUUCGUGUUCUGUGUGGAUUCUUCUGAAAGUGAGCUCGGAAUCCUAGAUUUGAUACAGGUUUUUGUGGAAACGUUGGAUAAAUGUUUUGAAAACGUCUGUGAACUGGACCUUAUCUUCCACAUGGAUAAGGUGCAUAACAUCCUACAGGAGGUGGUGAUGGGGGGGAUGGUGCUGGAGACCAACAUGAAUGAGAUUGUGGCCCAGGUGGAGUUCCAGAACCGCACGGAGAAGUCGGAGGGAGGGUUCUCAGCGGCGCCAGCCCGCGCCGUUUCGGCCGUGAAGAACAUGAACCUUCCGGAAAUCCCCCGAAACAUCAACAUCGGAGACAUCAACAUUAAAGUGCCGAGCCUGUCCCCCUUCUGAGCCGGGGGGCGGGGCCGGGGGCUCGGCCCACACGCGGCCGGCGCACCGCUCCGCGCGUUACUCACCAGGUUCGGUUCUGUUCCUUUUCAUUCCGCGGGAAACGGUAAAAGGGAGCAGAGCGGGAACGUUGCGCUGAGAGUGGGAACUCCGCCCUGCAGAGAAACAGCAGUCUCAGUAGGUCCGCCCUCUUUCCUGUCAUUCCAAACAGCUGUACUGUCGCGUAUUGUACAGGUUGGCACUAGUGCGGUCGCAGUAUCGUGUAUGUUUGUUAUUAUCGUUUUCUGUGUUUAUGUACGUAUAUGUAUUCUUGCUUUCUGCAGUCGCCCAGGUAGCUUUAGGGUUGUCCAUUCUGAGCGACCCCUGAAAUCUGCCGGUUCUGUCUGGUGAAUCUGGAGACAUCGCUCAGGCUUCUGGCUCGUAACCAGGCCGGCUCUGGCACCGGCUCCUGCUGUUACCUAUUUGGUGUAGCACUCGUUGCGCCG